Messenger RNA from Pteropus alecto (black flying fox), 3077 nucleotides. RefSeq names its product small integral membrane protein 18 (gene SMIM18). The record is from RefSeq and is a predicted model, not a curated record. The coding region runs from base 147 to 443 and encodes 98 amino acids. The transcript has a single exon. NCBI's taxonomy places the organism in Eukaryota, Metazoa, Chordata, Mammalia, Chiroptera, Pteropodidae.
AAGACACAAGUCGCCUAUACAAAUUUACUAACAAAUCUAGUUAAAAUUGAGAUUUGAAUUGACAGAUCUGUACUUUGGUUACAUACAUUCAUGUUCCACUUUUUUACAGAUUCAAAAGGGCAAAAUAAGAAGUGAAAUCUCUAAGAAUGGCCUCCUUGAGCUCCAGCCUCUGGAAUGAAACCACUACAUCUGUUUAUCAGUACCUUGGUUUUCAAGUUCAAAAAAUUUACCCUUUCCAUGAUAACUGGAACACUGCCUGCUUUGUCAUUCUGCUUUUAUUUAUAUUUACAGUGGUAUCUUUAGUGGUACUGGCUUUCCUUUAUGAAGUGCUUGACUGCUGCUGCUGUGUAAAAAACAAAACGGUGAAAGACUUGAAAAGUGAACCUAACCCUCUUAGGAGUAUGAUGGACAAUAUCAGAAAACGUGAAACUGAAGUGGUCUAGCACUCUAAAUAAGGUGAACAAAAUCUCUGAAAACAGCCUUCAACUACUGAGGAAAAAUUUUUUCUGAGGCCAACUAUUAUUACAAAAUCGAAUGACUUUGAACGAUCAAAAUUCUAACAGAAGUGAAAAACAAAUAUGUACUUUGUGUGUGCGUAUCAUUUCAUUAAAUAUACAGUAAAACUACACAAAUGUGAAUAAUUUACUAAUUUAUUUAAAAUGACACUUCAAAAAUUGGAUGAAAGAUUCCUAGAAUUCAAUAUUAAACAGCAAAAGGUAAAAUCGCAAACAUAAGCAAGGUUAAUGAUGUCAAAAUAAGUGAUACCUAAACAAAUCAUAUGGACUAAAAAAUAGAGUAGUACCCUAUGUUUUGAUAAUAAAAAUGCUAUUUAAAUGCUUACCUAGAUCCAAAGUAAAAUACUUCCACUUAUAAAGUCCUUAUUAAAAAGCAGCAUUUUCUAAUUUAUUGAAGACAACAUACAAAUUUUUAAAGACUUAAGUUUUAUGUAGGACUAGUGUGAAAAAAGUCUCCAAAUACUCAGAAAGGUCAGAAGUAUACUUGCCUAAAAUUUUCAUAAAAUGGACUGUUGAAAUACCUGGUUUAAGAAGGGCAAGCUAUUUUCAAACUAAAACUUACUAGCACAGCAAUAAAUUUCAUUUCUUGAGCUUGUGCUUUCAUUUUACUUCUCACAUUCACACUCACAGGGCUAAGAUACCCAAUGUAGAAAAGAAUGCAAAAAAAAAAAAAGUCAAAAAAUAGGACCACUCAACACCUAUUAAGAAAUAUGGCAAUUUUGUUUCUUGGAAUUCCAAGGGCUAUACGGAUAUAUUUUAUAACCCUAGGAUUAUUUUGCUACCACCAAAGAGCAAGUCAAAGCAUGUUCUUAACCACGAGAACCUAAGUACAUGUCCUUAGGCCCGAAAUGCAACUCUUGAAAAUUUUUCGAAAAAUUAGUUCAAAAGAAAAAAGCUCAAGAUACAAAGAUGUUUACUACAACUUUACUAAAAAUAACAAAAAAUUGGAAAUAGCCUUUAACUAAAUGUGGCACGUCAACUUAACAGAUUAUUAAGAAACUAAUGAAAAUUAUGGCAAAAUAGAACAUAUUUGAUAUGUGAAAAAUAUCUCAUUUUCAAUUUAGAAAACCCUAAGUGCCAGUCUGAAAUGGCUUUUCCACAAAAUAGUUUGUUUUUUUCUAACAUUAGAAACAAACACAAGUAAUGUAACCAACUUUCAAAGGACUUGUGAAACCUAGAUAUACAAAAUAUUUUGGUAACCAGGAGCUAUUCUGAGCACUGUUAAAACUAUGUUUUUAAAAACAGUAAACUUUAGGGUCCUCACCAUGAAUGGAAAGCAUCCAGGUCCUUUAAUAACUAAAUUUUCUGAUAAUGAACACUAUUGAUUUUCCCUACCUUGCCCUGCAAUUUAUUUAGCCAUUAAACAAACAUGUAUUGAAUGAUUCUAUGUGUGAGGGAUAGGAGGCAAAUAACUAAUUACAAGAUUACAAUGGCACACAGUAACUUAGAAAGUUGGAAAGUGCUGUGAAAAUUCAAAGGCUGAGCACUGAAUUCAAGUAGUAAAGUGGGAAUAACUUUUAAGCUAAGACUCAAAAAAAUAGGAGUUAGCCAAAAGAAAGAGGGAAGUAGGUAAGAAAAAAUGUUGCAGUUAGAGGAAAGAAUAUGAGCAAAGGCCAAGAGGCAAAAAGAGAGUAAAGCAUGUUAGAUGAGCUACAAGUCAGUAUCGCUAAGAGAGAGUACAAGGAGAACAGUGAGAUAUGGGCCUAAAAGAGAGUGGAAACUAGAGCAGGUAGGAAAAGAUGGACUUUACCAGAAAAGCAAUGGUGAUCUCUUUAAGUGAUGACAUCAUCAGAUUUAUGAAUAAAAAAAGCACUGACUGGGAUACAGAGAAUGGACAGCAGAGAAGCUAAACCAGAAGAUCUGGUAAACAACUAACUGGGAAAUCCAAUGAUAGUGACAUGAACUAGGAUUGUACGGUAGUCUUUAGUAUUUAUACCCAAUAUAUGCAGUUCUCUUUCUAAGCACAAGAAACCCCUGUGGCUGGGUACAGCCCUGUGACUAGAUUUAGCCAAUGACUAGUGAAAGGAAGUGAUGCAUGUCACCUCCAGGCCAGAGCAUUUAACUGCCAGGAAAGAUCUUCCAGAAUUCUCUUCCCCCCAGCACUGAAACCAACAUUUAAAGUACCAGUACUCAGUCUACAACUAUGACAUUCUGAACGCGUCCGAUCUUGUCUGCUCUCAGAAGCUAAGCAGGGUCGGGCCUGAUUAGUAUUUAAAUGGGAGACUACCUAGGAAUACCAGGUGCUGCAGGCAUUAAAAAUAAUAAUAAUAAUAAAGUACCAGCACUCUAUAAGCCUGGUUCCCUGAGAGACUAUAGUAAGUUCAGAUCCCUGCCAACACAUGAUAAACAUGUGGUAUGAAAGAGAAACAAACUUUUGUAGUUUUAAGCCAGCAUCAGUAAACGCUGCUUCCUGCUUAUAGCCCUGGUGUCCCGUCUCUCAGAGAAUCCCACAACAUUUCUGGUGGCUCGUCCAGGAUCUGAAGAUGGCGGUUUUCACCUCCUUUGUCUUCGGGGUCUGGCCCUUGGGAUACUGGGAGAAGUAGACUUCACCUGGUGCACCAG